This is a messenger RNA of Mucor mucedo, 1404 nucleotides long. RefSeq lists its product as uncharacterized. The transcript is spliced from 3 exons. The coding region runs from base 14 to 1303 and encodes 429 amino acids. NCBI's taxonomy places the organism in Eukaryota, Fungi, Mucoromycota, Mucoromycetes, Mucorales, Mucoraceae. Gene Ontology annotation, cellular component: nucleus; cytoplasm. The record is from RefSeq and is a predicted model, not a curated record.
AAAAAAAAAAAAAAUGCAGCCAGCCUUCAAGUCGAGAAGACAACAAAAGAUUUGGGAAAGAGAGAGAAGAGAGGCCGAAGAGAAAAAAAAGAAUGCGAAAACAUAUGUAAAUCAAGCACCAUUUCGUUACUGUGAAAGAAACUUUAAAUCUAAAGUGAGCAAACCCGAUUUCACUCAUGUCAUUGACUUUACCGAUAUCAAAGAAAAUAACACUUUAGAAAACUAUGAAUCCAUUGUGCCAGUUCAAUUAUCGAGUGAUUUGAGAUCACUUUCGAACGUCUUUGGUGAAUCGGACCAACCUUGUAGAGAUGCCUACGUCUUGAAAAACAUGCCGGGACUUAUUGUCAUUCCUAACGCUUUCACUCCAAAGGCACAACGCCACCUGAUCAGCCAAUGUCUUUCUGUUUAUCCACGUCCACCAAACACCUCCAAUCUUGAUACCCAUUACGUUGUUCCCGAUUCAGGUUUAUGGCCUUUAUACCAGGGACAAGAGAGUGGAUCUUUAAAACCAACCGACCCGGGUUAUUACGUACCGAAAAGAAUCAUUCAUGACAGCGACAGUGACAUUGACUCUGCAACUUAUAGCGAUUCAGAGGAAGAGAAAAAAGAUCCCGUUACUGCUUGUUCUAUCGAUUUUAAGCCCAUCAUUGACGAUCCUAAACCAGAUCCAUUACCCGCACCAGGCGUUCCUUUAUUAUCACCCUCUGAAAUGACCAGAAAAUUACGUUGGAUCACACUGGGAUAUCAAUAUCAUUGGCCAACAAAGACCUAUCAUCUUAAUCGUCGAUAUCCCUUCCCCAAAGAUGUGUCCGAUUUGACAAAGGCUGUAGUUACAGCCGUUGAGAACAUUGGCUAUGAUAGUGGUGAUGAUCGAGCUUGGCUGAAUCAGUACAAAGGAUCGGAUUUUAAUGCAGAGGCAGGUGUUAUCAAUUACUAUCAGUAUAGAGAUACUUUAAUGGGUCAUGUUGAUAGAAGCGAGUUGAACAUGGAAGCUCCCUUGGUCUCGCUCAGUUUGGGACAAUCCUGUAUAUAUUUAAUAGGAGGAGAGACAAGGGAAACGGUGCCUCUAGCUUUGUAUUUAAGAAGCGGUGAUAUUAUCGUGAUGACAGGUCCUUGCAGAAAGGCUUUUCAUGGUGUGCCGUUAAUUCUCGAGAAUACGCUGCCUGAUUACUUGUCUAAUAACAAUCAAUAUGCGGACUCCCCGGACUGGAAGCUAUUUGGUGACUUCAUGAGUACUUCUCGUAUCAAUCUCAACAUUAGACAAGUGUAUCCAAAAGGAGAACAACAUGAGAGCCACUCAUGAGCAAUAUACUUAUACUAAUUCUAUAAUCACAACCCCCACUCUUAUCCUUUUUAAAGAUCAUUUUUCUGUAUCUGUAAAAAUAAACUAAUACAUACAUUUAU